CACCCAUCCCUGAUAAAUACCUAAUAACUCUAUAAAUACUGCCACAGCUGCUUCUACGCCUUUGCAUUGGCAGACCCUCCUAUCCAUACCUUGUUAUUCACUAGUAACAUAGGCAUCCUUCACCUACACAUUUUGUUAUUUUCGCAAAAGCGCUAGUAUUUUUCCUCUUUCCUCUCCUCCCCCACAGUCUCGUUAUUAACCACUAGCGGUCAACCUCACCCAAGCCUAAUUUCCUCUCCUCUGACCUAGCCAUGUUGUUCGACAGCCUGCCUCGCGCGCUACUGUAUGCACUGGCAUGGGUGCUGUCCGUCAUCAACCUGGUUAUUUCGUGCGUUGUCGCUGCUACGGGUCACUGGAAGCCGCGUGCGGCGUCCGUGUUCUCGGCCGUGGUUGCGGGUAUCACGGAUGUUCUCGCUGCCAGGUAUGUUCCUGGGCCCCAAGUUGCCGAUCAUCGGCAGCUGGCAAAGUUGCUCCUGACUGGCUUGUGGCUCGGGAUCCUCAACAAGUUCCACUGCCGCACUCGCACCUCGGUCGUCGAGGAGCUCGGCUUCUCGCUCUACGGCCACACCCUGACUCCCUCGGGUGCCCCGCGCGAAGCGCUGAUCAACAACGUUGACAUGUUUGACGGGGAUGCCCGCGAUCUGGUCGGCCGCCGUCUUCGGUCGCGUUGCCGCCUGUUCAAGGGUGUGCUGGGUACUGCCAUUCCGAUCUUUGUGCUGCUGUUGGCCGACCUCAUCUGGGACAUGUUCAGGGUCAACCGCCGUACCCACGUGCUGCCCAGGUCGCAUUCGUCCACUCCGAGUGUCGCCAGCGUGUCCAGCGUCGGCAGCCCCAGAAUCGCCAGUGCCACGCACCCGGGCCAUCACCCGGUCCGCGAUGCCGUCGUUGCCGAGACCAAGGUCUAAGUGAGAGGAAACCACCAUGUCCACAGCAAGAAGAGAUGCAGGGGAGGUAUUGAAAGCUAGUCUCCGUUCCGUGCCCUACGCUCCAUGGAGAUGUCCAGUUUGGCUAGGGGUUGCUCCGCAGUGUCGCAUUUGGCAUUGCAUCUCUAGUAGCCAAGCCAUCUCCAUCCACCUCGGUCGGUCCUAUUGGAACCAUGGGCGCCUGCCACUCCGACCAAAAACACACCUGUUCCAACACUGUUUUCCCAAUGCGAAAUGGACUAUGGCGAUGUCUUCACUUAAUUUCAUAUAUUUCAUGCAGACAUCGCCAUGGCCACUUUGCAUAGUUCUGCCGAUCACUAGUUUUUCAGACACGUUUACCCUUUUACACUCUUUUUACUCUCGCAGCUCCUUGUCAACCAUCCCUUACUAAAACUUUCUUUUGCAGAUGUUUCUUCCUAUAAAGGUGUCCGUAAUAUAUGAGAGCUCGUAAAAAG
This is a messenger RNA of Linderina pennispora, 1378 nucleotides long. RefSeq lists its product as uncharacterized. The record is from RefSeq and is a predicted model, not a curated record. NCBI's taxonomy places the organism in Eukaryota, Fungi, Kickxellomycota, Kickxellomycetes, Kickxellales, Kickxellaceae. The transcript has 5 exons. Bases 252 to 905 code for a protein of 217 amino acids.